Molecule: messenger RNA, 1806 nt
Organism: Nicotiana attenuata
Lineage: Eukaryota; Viridiplantae; Streptophyta; Magnoliopsida; Solanales; Solanaceae
Product: protein FAR-RED IMPAIRED RESPONSE 1-like
Exons: 2
Coding region: 1-1806 (601 amino acids)
Biological process (GO): regulation of DNA-templated transcription
Molecular function (GO): zinc ion binding
Source: RefSeq, a predicted model, not a curated record
AUGGCAUCGGACGAUAGUUUGUUGAAUGAAUACGAAGGGGUCGAUGUUGAUUCUCACGGCAGUUUCAACAAUGUUGUGCACUUAGAUGAUGAUGAUGAUGAAGAAGCCGACGAAGAAUAUCACGGAGAAGCUAACGAUGAUGAGGAGCAGGUUUUAGGAAAUGAGUUAGAGUUAUGUGAUGUUGAUCGGGAAAUGGAGAAUGAAUUUACUGAAGAGGAUGUGGUUGUAGGUCCAAUCUCUGGAAUGCGAUUUAGAGAUAAAAAUACUUUGUCUAGGAUUCGCAAAACCAAGUUUACCACCAAGAGUAACAAUUGUAAAGCUAGGCUAGCUGCUGUUUUGGAUUAUUCUGGUUGUUGGCGCGUCUCUAAGGUCGUUCACGAUCACAAUCAUGAUUUGCUCUCAUCCAUAUCGCGCCCGAUGGCUGGACAUAGGUCCGCUUGUGAUUCUUUGAAGAGGAAUCUUGUAGCUCACGAUCGAUCUGGCAUUAGACCCUCCAAGAAUAUUAGACUUACUGAGGUUCAAUGUGGUGUACCGCAAAAUUUGAGUAGCAUUCCAAAGGAUUGUAGAAACUUUAUUUUGGAGAUUAGAAAUUUUGAAAUGCAAGAAGGGGACGCACAGUCACUGCUCAACUUUUUUCGUGAAAUCCAGGUAAAGGAUAGGGAGUUUUUCUAUUCAAUCGACGUUGAUAAUAUUGGUAGGCUACGAAAUGUGAUAUGGAUGCAUUCACACUAUAAGGCAGCGUAUGAGCAAUUCCAUGAUGCGAUAUGCUUUGAUACGACGUACCUUGUGAAUCGAUAUAAUAUGCCAUGUGCUACAUUUGUUGGCAUCAAUCACCAUAGAAAGUCCAUCUUACUAGGAUGUGCUCUCAUGUCUCAUGCAGAUAUCGAUAGUUACAAAUUAGUUUUUAGAACUUGGCUUGAUGCCAUGGGAAAUGUUCAUCCAGAUGCGAUCAUAACUAAUCAGUGUCAGAGCAUUAGGUAUUGUAUUUGGCAUAUAUUCUCAAAGUUGCCUCUUUACUUAAGUGGUGUUCGUCCUUCUAAAAUUGCACGUGGAGAAUUUAAAUCCAUGGUCCUUGAUAGCAUUACUGUUGAAGUUCUUGAGAGAAAAUGGACAGAAUAUAUUGCAAGGUAUAAUUUGCAUACAAGGAAUUGGUUCAAUAAGCUUUACUCUGAGAAGGAAAAAUGGGUUCCUAUGUACCUUGAUGUGUAUUUUUGGGCUGGUAUGCUAUCUGCUCAAAGAAGUGAGGGGAUGCAUGCGUUCUUUGAUGGAUAUAUUACCCGUCAAAGCACUCUUAGGAUGUUUGUUCACCAGUAUGAGUUAGCUAUAAGAGCUAAGCAUGAGAAAGAGUUGGAAGCGGAAUACAGGUCAAAGGGCUUUCAAAUUGCGUGCGAGUCAAUGCUCAAGUGGGAGGAGCAGGCAAUUCAGCGUUAUACACGUACAGUGUAUGAAUUUUUCAAGACACAGCUAAGGAAAUUGUAUCAUUGUGAAGUCAGCAGCCCCGACGAUCAUCAAGUUGUCCCCGGUGUUGAGAAAAUCAUCGUUAGUAAUUAUUCAGUUAUAAAGAAAAAUAAUGGAAAUUCAGUUGAGUACACUGUUGAAUAUAUACCUAUCGGCGAUUAUUUUAGUUGCAGCUGCAAAUGGUUUGAGUCUAGAGGGAUACUUUGUUGCCAUAUACUCAAGAUCUUGUCGCACAAGAAGAUUGAUAAAAAAUAUGAAAGGUAUAUACUGACAAGGUGGAGAAGCGAUGUUUUUAGGCCACACUUGAAAUCGGUUCCAUCAAGUUGGUUACCCAAACAUGACUCCUGA